Molecule: messenger RNA, 735 nt
Organism: Rhodotorula toruloides NP11
Lineage: Eukaryota; Fungi; Basidiomycota; Microbotryomycetes; Sporidiobolales; Sporidiobolaceae
Exons: 3
Coding region: 1-735 (244 amino acids)
Source: RefSeq, a predicted model, not a curated record
AUGCCGACCCUACAGAAAGUGGCACGGCUCGAGAUCCGCGCGGCCGUCAGGCAAAUCUUCAGUGACCUCACAGGAUUUGCGCUCGGCAAGGAUGGACACAUCCUUGCCCCUGAGUUGGCUAAAGCAGAGGAUCAGCUCAGUGCGGACGCGAAGAACCUCUCUGCCUGGGCGAGGUGCAUCUUCGUCGUCUUUGCCGUCGGAAGUCCCGAGUACGAUUCGGACCCCCUGAAGACCUUUCGCCGUCAGCUGGAGCUAGCUGCAGAAGAAGUCCGUAGGAGCCUUAGGACAGGUCAGCCUUCUCAGGACGUGAUCAGAUGGAUUCUGAGCGAGUACUCACUCAAAGAACUGCAGAACGAGACCGGCAUUCCUGUCUACGACGUCUCACAGGAGGAGAAACACCUUGCUGCAGCACCACAGACAGGCAACCCUCACCAUCACGGCGUCUCCCUCCCUCCGCCUCAGGUUCCCCCGGCAUCACAGCACCACACUGGUCUCCCUCCCAUGCUCGCCGGCGUCACCUCGCCAGUUCUCACGCCCUCAUCGAUCCGCCUCCCGCGGAUGCUCACGCGUGAAGAGCAGGAGAAGCAUCAGCAGCAGGACCACAGUCUCUCCAAGCGUCGGCACGAUCACGCAAAUUUCGGGUACGGCCUCGGCUCGUCGAUGACCGCCAGGAAGGCAGCGAUCUACGGGACGACCCCUGAGGAAUGGGAAGCCCGGUCAGCCCGGCGUUUCUGA